GGGCGGGGCUUGGUGUGGCUCCUCCUUUGCCCGCCACCCUAGCUCCCAGAGUGGGGCAGGGGGUCUCCCGGCCGGGGGCUGGGUGUCCAGACACAGACGCCAGCGUGAAGAAGGGCCUGGGUCAGGGGUAGGACAGGUCCAAGAUACUGGGGUCUGGUUUUGAGCAAGGAGGCCCCACCUGCCCCUCUGUCCCCUGGGCCUGCUUCAAUUUUCUUUCGCAAGUAAAUGGCCCCUUCGCUCUGCCCCCGGAGUGCUUGAAGUUUGGUCCCAAUGCAUUCUUUGUGGCCUUUCACCAGCUGCCCGCCUGCCGCCAUGCUGCCCCUGCGCCUAUGCCGGCUGUGGCCCCGCAGCCCUCCCACCCGGCUCUUCGCAGAGGCCACUCGGCAGCGCUUUUUAGGUGUUUCUGACACAAGGAGUCUGAUGAGGACUACACUUUGAGAUGUUCUGAUCUGCACCAUUCCCAAAACACUCCGAAAGGAGGGAUGAUUUGGAGAUAGAUCUCCCUUGGUCUGGCCCCAGUAACUACUAUGAACUGUUGGGGGUGCAUCCUGGUGCCAGCCCUGAACAAAUUAAACGAGCUUUCUUCUCCAAGUCCAAAGAGCCGCUUUGUGGAGCUGAGUGAAGCGUAUCAAGUGCUUAGCCGGGAGCAGAGUCGCCGCAACUAUGACCACCAGCUUCGCUGCACAACUCCCCCAAAGUCUCCAGGAACCACAGCCCAUCCCAGGUCUGCUCAUCAAACACACAGCAGCUCCUGGACAGCCCCCAAUGCACAAUACUGGGCCCAGUUUCAUGGCGUGAGGCCUCAGGGACCAGAAUCGAGGCAGCAGCAGCACAGACACAACCAGCGGGUGAUGGGGUACUGCCUCCUGAUCAUGUUGGCAGGCAUGGGCCUGCACUAUGUUGCUUUCAGGAAGCUGGAGCAGAUGCACCGUAGCUUCAUGGAUGAAAAGGAUCGGAUCAUCACAGCCAUCUACAAUGAUACACGGGCCCGGGCCAGGGCCAACAGAGCCAGGCUCCAGCAGGAGCAAAAGCAGAGGCAGCAGCUGCAGCCACCACCGGGGCCUCCCCCAGGCCCAGGGACAGUGCCCCCAGGCACCAGCCCGUGAGCAGCUCACCUGAAUGGGGCCUGCUGUGUUUCCUCCCGGGACUCUCCACUCCCCAAAAUGCAUGCAAUAAAGUGGUUCUCUGC
Messenger RNA from Rhinolophus ferrumequinum (greater horseshoe bat), 1189 nucleotides. RefSeq names its product DnaJ heat shock protein family (Hsp40) member C4 (gene DNAJC4). NCBI's taxonomy places the organism in Eukaryota, Metazoa, Chordata, Mammalia, Chiroptera, Rhinolophidae. Bases 528 to 1106 code for a protein of 192 amino acids. The transcript has 7 exons. The record is from RefSeq and is a predicted model, not a curated record.